UUUUGUUCUUAUAUAGAAACAUUUGUGUAUGGUUAUGGAGUAUGUAGAAGGUGGAGACUGUGCUACAUUGCUGAAAAACAUGGGACCAUUACCCGUUGAUAUGGCGAGAUUUUAUUUUGCUGAAACUGUGUUGGCUGUAGAAUACUUACAUAGUUAUGGAAUUGUUCACAGAGACCUGAAACCAGACAACCUCCUUAUUACAGCAAUGGGACACAUUAAACUGACAGAUUUUGGAUUAUCAAAGAUUGGCUUAAUGAACUUGGCUACCAAUAUGCAUGAAGGGUAUUUGGAUCGAGAAACCAAACAAUUUAGUGACAAACAAGUUUAUGGAACACCAGAGUACAUAGCACCAGAAGUAAUUUUGCUGCAAGGUUAUGGUAAACCUGUUGACUGGUGGUCCAUGGGAAUUGUUUUAUAUGAAUUCCUUAUUGGCUGUGUUCCUUUCUUUGGGGAUACUCCAGAAGAACUUUUUGCCCAUGUUAUUAAUGAUGAAAUAGAGUGGCCUAAUGAAAAUGACUGGCUUGUGGCUGAAGAUGCAAAAGAAUUAAUCACUCUACUUUUGAGGCCCAAUCCAUUUGAUCGGCUUGGGACUGGUGGUGCCCAUGAAGUAAAAGAUCAUGCAUUCUUUGCAUCUCUGAAUUGGGAGUCCCUGCUACGCCAGAAAGCUGAGUUUAUUCCUCAGCUAGAAGAUGAAGAAGAUACAAGUUAUUUUGACACAAGAUCUGAUCGAUACAAUCAUGAUGUUGAAGACUCUGAGUCACUGGAAGAUACUGAUGACAGUUUGAUAUUCAGCAAUUUUUCGUCUUGCUCUCCUCGUUACCGUAAAGUUUACUCUCGUGUUGAGAAGGAAUUAGAAGAAGAGAACUUUAUAAAGCUUUUGAGAGAAGAAUCAACACAACACUCUUCAGAUAGCGUUAAUUCCUGUCCAUCAGAUCAUUCUGACAGUUCCAGUUCACAAGGAAGUAGUCUGUGCAAGACACCUGAAAUUAAAAAGAAGUCUGUUUCAACUCCAGAUUCCAGAGUUCAACUAGGAUCUCAGAAUGCACUGGAGUCCUCCCAAACAGAAUUGGAAGAACUGUCACCCAAAGUUCAGAGACACUGGCAGACAGGGAUAAAAGAGUUUCUUCCUCACUUUUCAAUCAGCAUGGAGGACAAUAGACCUUCUUUAGUGGCAACACCUCCUGAUUACAAAGAAUUGUCACCAGUCAGUGAAGGUGCAAAUCGAAAAGCACACAGCAGAGCUGUAAGGCCUAGAAAAUUAGUUUCUCCACUUACACUUUCUGCCAGAAUACCAAUUCCUUCAAUACCAUUGUCUCCUUGUGGGUCUCAACAAAAAGCUCGUCCAGUCAUCAAGUCAGCUUCGGCUUCUGGGUUGUCAUUGAUUAUUCCAACUGCUGAUGUACUUGCAACUAUUGAGGGAUCCAAUACCAGUUCCCAAGAUGCUUCUCCCAGUAGAGAGACAAGCCCCCUAAAUAAUCAACUCAAACCCCCUAUAAUCAUCAGGAGAGGACCUCGUGGGUUUGGCUUCACAGCUAGAGCAAUCCGAGUAUAUUUUGGAGAUACAGAUAUUUACACUGUACAGCAUCUUGUAUCGGCUGUUGACAACAACAGUCCUGCAUUUGAAGCAGGACUUCAACCAGGAGACUUGAUAACUCAUCUUAAUGGUGAAGCUGUGCAAGGACUACUUCAUCCUCAAAUCCUCCGUCUUAUCUUGGCUAGUGGGGAUUGUCUUAAUAUUCGAACUACACCCUUAGAAAACACCACCAUCCAAAGUGGAGGAAGGAAACGACACCCUUCCUCCAUUAAAAUGAUAAAACCAACUGCUCGAAGACGUAUUGGGCAGGUAAAGAAGGACAAUCUGUCUGAAAAGAAAAGGAAAACUUCACUUCUUCGUCGGUUGAAUAGUAAAAAAGCAAGUGCUGACUUCCAUCAGUUGGCACUUGUCUCUCCUACAUUGACUAGUCAGAGCUGGAGUUUUCAGUCUAUACACCAAGGUAGUGUAGCUGAAAAUGCUCCAUUAUCUCCAACGUGUAAAGUAACUAGGUCCCCUCUAAGUAGUCGGCUUUAUUCAGCUUUUGACAAAAGUCAUUCGGUUAGCAUUAAUUCCACAGAAAGUAGUUAUCUUAGCUCAAGUGCACCGAAUUCUCCAGCUAUUUCUUCUCAUUCUUCUCACUGCCCCAGGCCUAGCUCUUUACAUGGCUUAAAACACAAGUUGGCUCAGACUUUCUGUUCACCCCGUCGAAAAUCUGUAGGUAACAUUCCUCUAUCUCCUCUUGCUUUGACUCAUUCUUCAUCCUCACUUCCUUCAACUUCACCAGCUCGUUCGUUAUCUCCACUAGCUUUUCUUUUGACUCAUCAACCUGGAAGCUCCCAGACCACUCAGAGUUUUCCAGUACAGAAAGGAUUCCCUGUUACCACCCUUAACCCCAUUACUUCUUGCAGGAAACCUGUUAUGAAAUCUAAAAAUGCAGAGUCAGGACCUCCAUUAUUGUGGCAACCUCUCUCACCUGACCACUUACAUCCAAAACCUGCUGAAGGAAGGGCAAGACGAAAGUCAGUUUCUGAACAGCCUUCUCCAUCAAUUCUUUCAUUUUCACUUCAUGCUAAUUCUCAGGAUAUUUCUUCUCCUCUGCUUAUAACUUCCAAUAUGAGUAAACUUGCAAUAGCCAACUCCACACCAAAAAAUGAUAUUUCUAAAGUUUUCACAACCGAGCCUUCAGUGACAAGAGCUGAGAAUAUUUUUAUGCCUCUCAGAUGCACAUCCCAUGGUUCAGUUAUAGGUAGAGUCUGUAACCAAGUAAGAAAGCCUUUCAACUCGGACAGUUUCUCCCAGUGUGCUGCAGCUGUACGAGUUGAAAAUAAUUCAUUAUGUAGUUUAGAAAAAAAACAAAUGUGAUAAAAACCAACAUUUCAGAUGUGUAUUGGACAAAUUCAGGAGCAGGGAAAAAAGAUAACAGUGAAAAAUUGCCUAGUGAGUUUCACUUAAACGUUGAAAUAAACAGACAGAGCACAUUCCAGUUUGUAAAACAAAACAAAAAAACUGCUCUAACUGAGCAGACAGCUGAAUAAGGUCAACCCUUCAACUCUGAAGAACCUAAUCACAAUGUGCCAUUCAGAACCUAAAACAAGAUCUCUGAUGUCGAGUACUAUGAAGUUUGUGUCAGAAUCUCAUAAUCCUGCCUCUGCACUGUGGAAAAAACAGUCAGUGUACUUCUAACAUGGAUUCAUGUAAACAGAAUGAUGAUUAAACUGGUUAUCUUAUGAAACAGUCAGUGUACUUCUAACAUGGAUUCAUGUAAACAGAAUGAUGAUUAAACUGGUUAUCUUAUGAAACAGUCAGUGUACUUCUAACAUGGAUUCAUGUAAACAGAAUGAUGAUUAAACUGGUUAUCAUAUGAAAAAGUCAGUGUACUUCUAACAUGGAUUCAUGUAAACAGAAUGAUGAUUAAACUGGUUAUCAUAUGAAACAGUCAGUGUAUUUCUAAUAUGGAUUCGUAUAAAGAGAAUGAUGAUUAAACUGGUUAUCAUAUGAAACAGACAGUGUACUUCUAACAUGGAUCCAUGUAAACAGAAUGAUAAUUAAACUUUUUGUCAUAUGAACACAGCCAGUGUACUUCUAACAUGGAUCCAUGUAAACAGAAUGAUGAUUAAACUGGUUAUCAUAUGAAAACAGUCAGUGUACUUCUAACAUGGAUCCAUGUAAACAGAAUGAUGAUUAAACUGGUUAUCAUAGAGAAAAUGAACCAUAUUUAAUGUAGAAUGUUUAUCCUUUUUUUUCUGAAAUGCUAUAGUUUAUGAUAGUGAUAACUCCAGAAAUCCAGUUUUGUGAUAUGUAUUGUUCAAAGUUGUUUUAACCGUUUAGUUACAUUUUUUACAUAUUGUACAAUUGGAACUGAAGCCUAUUAGUUCAAACAACAUCUUGUAUGCUCGCUGAGAUUUAUGGAAGCUGUUAGUUUAAUUUCUUGAAUUUGCUUACAGUGUAAGAUUGGAUAACCUGAAUCCUUAUAAACAAGAAUGUGUAACAUUUGAUGCUUAACUUUGCAUGAAAUUUUACAAGAAAGGUUGUGACAGUUUUUUCUGAACUAAAGUUUUUGUUGUAUAAGUUUCAUUGUUCAGAUUCAAUAUUUCACAGGUUUUAAGUCAAAUAAGGUGUUAUUAUUUCAUAUAAAAUACACUUUCCUACAGUUUUGCACUAUUGAUUUUAUUGAAAGCAGUUACAGUGCAUCUAAUUUUCUUGUAUCUACAUAUAUACAUUGGAGCUAUUUUGUGAUAUCUCGACUCUGUUUCUUUGAGGAAAAUAUUUUUUGGUCAAAUAGGAAAUCUAGCAAAAAAAGGAGGAUGUGGAGAAAGUACUAUUCUUCUAUAAAGAUAAAAAAUGCAAAGUAUUUAUUAGGUUUUUCUUAGACUUGUAAAUAUAAUAACUUUUAAGUGCAUCGGCCUUUCUAAAAAUCAUAAUGUUUUAAGUAGUUAAUAAAGAACAACCACAAAAAUUUGCAUUGUGUUUUCCAGUUGUUCUUUAUUAAUAAUGUUUUAAGUAGUUAAUUAAGAACAACCACAAAAAUUUCCAGUUUGUUUUCCAAGUGUACUAUACACUCUCUUAUAUAGGGUAAUUUUCAUAAUUUGAUUAGACUUGCAUUUACUGUCCUGUGUUUCAGUAACUUCAUAUAAGCUAUCUAGUGAUAAUGAUUUGUGAUUAUUUGACUGGAACAUAAUACCAAAGGAAAUAUAUUUUCUUAUAUACUAACUUGUACAUGCUUUUAUGCUUGAUAAGCAAGAACACUAAACAUAUCAGAUUUACCAGUUUACUAACUUGUACAUGCUUUUAUGCUUGAUAAGCUAGAACACUAAACAUAUCAGAUUUACCAGUUUACUAACUUGUACAUGCUUUUAUGCUUGAUAAGCUAGAACACUAAACAUAUCAGAUUUACCAGUUUACUAACUUGUACAUGCUUUUUAUGCUUGAUAAGCUAGAACACUAACCAUAUCAGAUUUACCAGUUUUCUCACCAGCCUUCAUCAGUGAGUUGUCGUUCAACACUCAGACUAGAUUUCUGAUCUAGGAGAAAAAUUAUUUAACUAACUAUCAUUUCUUUGUUUUGCACUUCUUAUAAUCUAGUUUUUGAGAUGUGUGAAGAUACAGAAUGAUUUCAGAUUUGUUUUAUUAAAACUUUCAUAAUAAGCAAGACAGUAAUCUCAAAAUUUUUGUCAUUGUGUCUGAAAAAACGACAUCUUUUAGGUUGAUAAUCAGUUAAAGCAGAUUGUAACACUACAGCUUUAUAAAUUGGUUCUACUUAUGUGAUAGUAGGCUUAACUGUUGUUUUAAAAGAGUUUGCCUAAGAGAAAAAGUUAAAAAUGAAAUCGUUUAAUGCUCACAAAACUUCAUAACAUUUUUCACUGAUAAGUCACUUAUGUUUGUUUAGUAUCUUUUAAUAUUUUAAAAGAAAAAUUUGACUCUCUAUUUUUCAUUUCUGUCGAAAAACAAAAAAGUGAAACUUGCAAUGUUCAGUUAUUUGAUAUAGUUUUGAACUUCCUGGAAUAAACACACAUUAAACAGAUAAAAACUUGUUUCCUUCUGUUACAUAAAUAAUGUUGUGUACAUAAACACACGUUAAACAGAUAAAAACUUGUUUCCUUCUGUUACAUAAACAAUGUUGUGUACAUAAACACACGUUAAACAGAUGAGAAAUUGUUUCCUUCUGUUACAUAAACAAUGUUGUGUACAUAAACACACGUUAAACAGAUAAAAACUUGUUUCCUUCUGUUACAUAAACAAUGUUGUGUAUAGAACUUGAAGUAAAGUCAUAGUAACAAGAAAUAUAUAUAUAUAUAUACAUAUAACCAUCUAUACUACAUAUAAUUUAUUACUGUUUUAUUUUUUUAUUUAUUUGAUGUUCUAUAAAAUACUGAAUACUUUGUACAAUACUCAACUUUUAAAAUCAAACUUUACCUGGAUUUUUUUUUCCAGACGAUGUAGAUUUUUCGAUACUAUUAACAAUCCAUAUCUAACUAAAUUUUCAAAAAUUUCGUAAGAUUGGAGUUUCGUAGGAACUGGAAAUUAACGUUAACUGGUUUAAAUGCAUACAGCCUGUUUUGUAGCUUUGCUCUGAAAUAAAAGUAAUCGCAUUAACCUGUGGUGUUUGUAAGCCUAAUUGGUUUUACAACAGAACAGUUAACUGGAAUGAUAUGAUCUUGAAAGAGUACUUAAGAUUUCCUUUGUCGUAAGUGAUGCCCCAGAGUACCCUUCAAGCCAUUAUGAAAUUUGUUUGUAAUAGUUUUUUGGAUUCUUUCAGUAAUUCCAUACCAAUUUAAGGAAAGUAACGGCUAGCUCUCUGUCACUGUACUUGUUAAAUUCAUUGAAUGUUGCUAUGUGAAAAUGGAUUGUUUAGGGGUUGUUGAACAUAGUGUUUUUCGUGUUUUUUUUGUUUGUUGUUGUUGUUCUUUUUUUUUUGUGAACAACCACAUUGGUGAACUGUAAAUGUGCACAGUAUGUACGUAAUUAUGUAUGGUGCGAUAUUUGAUUGCGUGAAUUGGAUGUACGUGUUAUAAAUAAAUAAAUACUGUUUUAUCCUAUCA
This is a messenger RNA of Limulus polyphemus (Atlantic horseshoe crab), 6572 nucleotides long. RefSeq names its product microtubule-associated serine/threonine-protein kinase 2-like. Gene Ontology annotation, biological process: intracellular signal transduction; peptidyl-serine phosphorylation. Lineage: Eukaryota; Metazoa; Arthropoda; Merostomata; Xiphosura; Limulidae. Bases 29 to 2896 code for a protein of 955 amino acids. Gene Ontology annotation, molecular function: protein binding; protein serine/threonine kinase activity; ATP binding. The transcript is spliced from 10 exons. The record is from RefSeq and is a predicted model, not a curated record.